Molecule: messenger RNA, 1251 nt
Organism: Cetraspora pellucida
Lineage: Eukaryota; Fungi; Glomeromycota; Glomeromycetes; Diversisporales; Gigasporaceae
Source: the annotation of a GenBank genome assembly
GUAAUCCUUUCAGUCUUGUUGCCUACUAGUCAUGACUUAGUAAAAAUAUCACCGUUUUCUAACGUUGGAACUAAUAAUGGGCAAUAUAAUCAAAAUAAUAGUUUUGUUAGUGAUUUGGUUAGAAUUGUUACCGACAAUUCGAAUUCGUUCGAUGGAAUUGAUAUUGAUUAUCCUAAUAAGCUUCCAUGCUAUCCAGCGCAAGGAACGCAAGGACAGCAACAGCAAGGACAGAGUUUCAAUACUAAUAAUUUAAAUCCUGUUUUCAUAUCUUUUAUAGCUGAUUUAUCAAAACAAUUAAAACAAUCUAAUACCAGUAAGAUUUUAACGGUCACAGCAGGCCAAUAUCCUAUAUAUGGUCUUAACUCCAGCAAUUCUGGUAUUAUUAAUUUUGUAAAUAUUCAGGCAUUUUAUCUUAAUAUAGACAGUAAUCUUGCAAGUGCUGGGAUAAACGAUAUUCAGAACAUUUUUAAUGCUUGGAAUAGUUAUGUCAGUAAAUCAAAACUCGUUUUGGGAAUCGACUUUGGUGGUAUUGUUGAAGUUGUUACUUCAAGUAACAUUACAUUGGACUCCAAUAAUCAAAACCUUACGGUUGUAAAUGAUAUAAGUACUCAAAGCUCAUUUGGUGAUGAAAAAAUCCAAGAUUUAUGCGGAAUUUCAGCAUAUGCAUCAUGGUCGUGGAAAAAUUUGAGUAUUAAUUUAUUACCACCUUGUUAUACAAGUAUCAAUAAAAAUUCACAAUGGAAUUAUGGCUUUGAUAAUAAAUCCCAACAGCCAUAUCUUUACCAACAACAACAGAACUCCCCUACACAAUACUAUUAUGUUUCUUAUGAAAAUCGUCAAUCACUAAAAUCCAAACUUGAUUACGUGCAGCAAGUUAAUGCACAAGGAAUUGCAAUUUUCGAUAUAACUAAAGAUACGGUCGAUGCAACAUUAAUGAACUUCAUAUUAGGAGUUUUUAACCCCCCUCAGACACCAGCUCCAAAUAUGCCUAUACCUACAUCACAACCAUCUCAGUCCAAUAUAGGUGCAAUAGUGGGUGGUAUAAUAAGCUCAUUUGUUUUUGUUAGCAUGCUAAUGGCCACUGGCUUUAUAUUAUAUCGAAGAAAACACAGUGCAGAUCUACACAUAGACACAAACAAUCAGGCGUGCUCUGAUACAAAUAAUCAUGUUUACUCUGAUAUAAAUCGUCAGGUUCAUUCAGAUGCUUAUAAUCAGAUUUACUCAGAUACAAAUCAUAAGGCUUCCCAAUAG